AUGAGCAACAGCAGCAACCCCCGAGACAUCAUCGCCUGGCUGGUCCCCACGGCACGCGGCACAAGCGCCGACAAGGCAACACACCUCCCUGCCAACACGGCCCGAACCAUAGACAUAUCCGCCUCCUCGCCCAGCCACCUGUCCUCGAAGCUGUCCCAUCCGCCGGGAUGCGCGCCCCAGAGAGCCAUCCAGCUGCGCUUUAGCCAGGAGCCCCUUCGACGGGGGCGCUUCGUGCUCGGCACCGACGCCAACCGCUGCGACGUGCUCCUCCCCCCGGCGCCCGGCAUCUCCGCGCAGCACUGCUCCAUCGGCUUCGACGCCGAGUCGAGGCUGGUGCUGGACGACUUCUCCGAGGCCGGCACCCAGGUCUGGUACGACUGGGCGUGCAGCGGCGACCAGAGAGGCCACUCGUGGAUCCUGGGCCGCGGGGAACAGCGCGUCGUCAUUGACGUCCAGGGCGUGCGCUUCCGGCUCGUCGUCAAUGACCGCUCGGCCGACUGGGACGCGUACAGGGCAGACGUGGAUGCGUUUUGCCGGCAGCCGAGCCGUGAGGCCGUCCCGUCGCUCUACGUCCAGCCGCUCAUCCGGCACAUCUUUGUCAAGGGCCUCGGCGGCGAGCACACGGGCGACGUGUACCUCUGGGACUUGUCGAGGCCGUGGGAACCAAUGGUCAAAGCAUCUGCAUGA
This is a messenger RNA of Metarhizium brunneum ARSEF 3297, 687 nucleotides long. RefSeq lists its product as uncharacterized. The record is from RefSeq and is a predicted model, not a curated record. Lineage: Eukaryota; Fungi; Ascomycota; Sordariomycetes; Hypocreales; Clavicipitaceae. Gene Ontology annotation, molecular function: protein binding.